Mus pahari (shrew mouse) is the source of this 3512-nucleotide messenger RNA. RefSeq names its product matrilin 2 (gene Matn2). The coding region runs from base 252 to 3065 and encodes 937 amino acids. Lineage: Eukaryota; Metazoa; Chordata; Mammalia; Rodentia; Muridae. The record is from RefSeq and is a predicted model, not a curated record. Gene Ontology annotation, molecular function: calcium ion binding. The transcript is spliced from 19 exons.
UUUCAGGGAGCCUCCCAGGCAGCCAGCGAGCGCGGAGAGCGCUCUGGGAUGGGACUUGAAGGCGGCUGCUCAGGACACGGCGCUGGCACGGGAUUCUUGUUCACGUCCGGGGAGCGGUACCCAAGGAGCUCUGCGGUCCUCUGCGGGGUGAGGCGGCGGACCACGGAGACGGACACUCACAGCUGCUCCCCUGUCUCUCUUCCCCGGUGUCGGCGGAGGUGGCUGCAGCUGCAGCCCUGCUCCUCUUGAAGAUGGAGAAGAUGCUGGUGGGGUGCUUGCUGAUGCUUGGGCAGCUCUUCCUUGUCUUCCCAGUUGAAGCCAGAGAGCGUCCCCAAGCCAGGUCCCCUUCCAGAGGCCGUCAUGUCCGGAUGCAGCCACAGACUGCACUGCUUGAGAGUUCCUGUGAGAAUAAGCGGGCAGAUCUGGUGUUCAUCAUUGACAGCUCCCGAAGUGUCAACACCCAUGACUAUGCAAAGGUCAAGGAGUUCAUUCUGGAUAUCCUGCAGUUCUUGGAUAUUGGUCCUGAUGUUACCCGAGUAGGUCUGCUCCAAUAUGGCAGCACGGUCAAGAACGAGUUCUCCCUGAAGACCUUUAAGAGGAAGUCCGAGGUGGAGAGGGCAGUCAAGAGAAUGCGCCAUCUAUCCACUGGCACCAUGACAGGGCUUGCCAUCCAGUAUGCCCUCAACAUUGCCUUCUCAGAAGCAGAGGGGGCCAGGCCCUUGCGGGAAAAUGUGCCACGAAUCAUAAUGAUUGUGACUGAUGGGAGGCCUCAGGACUCAGUGUCUGAGGUGGCCUCCAAGGCCCGGAACACAGGCAUCCUGAUCUUUGCCAUCGGUGUUGGUCAAGUGGACCUGAAUACGCUAAAGGCCAUUGGGAGUGAGCCCCACAAGGACCAUGUCUUCCUGGUGGCCAAUUUCAGCCAGAUUGAGUCCUUGACUUCAGUGUUCCAGAACAAACUGUGCACAGUCCACAUGUGCAGCGUCUUGGAACACAACUGUGCCCACUUCUGCCUCAACACACCUGGCUCGUACAUCUGCAAGUGCAAGCAAGGCUACACUCUCGACACGGAUCAGAAGACUUGCAGAAUCCAGGAUCUGUGUGCCACAGAGGACCAUGGUUGUGAGCAGCUGUGUGUGAACAUGCUGGGUUCCCUUGUCUGCCAGUGCUACAGUGGCUACGCCUUGGCCGAGGACGGGAAGCGAUGUACAGCUGUGGACUACUGUGCCUCAGAAAAUCAUGGAUGUGAACACGAAUGUGUAAAUGCUGAAAGUUCCUACAUGUGCCGGUGCCACAAGGGAUUUGCUCUUAACAGAGAUAAGAAAACAUGCUCAAGGAUAGACUAUUGUGCCUCUUCAAAUCACGGGUGUCAGCAUGAGUGUGUCAAUGCCCAGACGUCCGCUCUCUGCCGCUGCCUGAAAGGUUUCAUGCUAAAUCCAGACAGGAAAACUUGCCGAAGGAUCAACUACUGUGCACUGAACAAACCAGGCUGUGAGCAUGAGUGUGUGAACACAGAGGAGGGUCACUACUGCCGCUGCCGUCAAGGCUACAAUCUGGACCCCAAUGGCAAGACCUGCAGCCGGGUGGACCACUGUGCACAGCAGGACCAUGGCUGUGAGCAGCUGUGCCUGAACACGGAGGAGUCCUUUGUCUGCCAGUGCUCAGAAGGCUUCCUUAUUAAUGAUGACCUCAAGACCUGCUCCAGGGCAGAUUACUGCUUGCUGAGCAACCAUGGUUGUGAAUACUCCUGUGUCAACACAGACAAAUCCUUUGCCUGCCAAUGUCCUGAGGGUCAUGUGCUCCGAAGCGAUGGGAAGACCUGUGCAAAACUGGACCCUUGUGCUUUGGGAGACCACGGUUGUGAACAUUCAUGUGUAAGCAGUGAAGACUCAUUCCUGUGUCAGUGCUUUGAGGGUUACAUUCUUCGUGACGACGGGAAGACCUGCAGAAGGAAAGAUGUCUGCCAGGAGGUUAAGCACGGAUGUGAGCACCUUUGUGUGAGCAGUGGCGAGUCAUACGUCUGCAGGUGUCUGGAGGGAUUCAGGCUGGCUGAGGAUGGGAAGCACUGCAGGAGGAAGAAUGUCUGCAAGUCAACCCAGCAUGGCUGUGAGCACAUGUGUGUGAACAAUGGGAACUCCUAUCUGUGCAAGUGCUCAGAGGGCUUUGUCCUAGCUGAGGAUGGAAGGCACUGCAAGCGAUGCACUGAAGGCCCAAUUGACCUAGUCUUUGUGAUAGAUGGAUCCAAGAGCCUUGGAGAAGAGAACUUUGAGACUGUGAAGCACUUUGUCACUGGGAUCAUAGAUUCCUUGGCAGUCUCCCCCAAAGCUGCUCGUGUGGGGCUGCUGCAGUAUUCCACACAGGUCCGAACGGAGUUUACCCUGAAGGCCUUCAGCUCAGCCAAGGACAUGAAGAAAGCCGUGGCCCACAUGAAAUACAUGGGCAAAGGCUCUAUGACUGGGCUGGCCCUGAAACACAUGUUUGAGAGAAGUUUUACCCAAGUAGAAGGGGCCAGGCCCCCCUCUACGCAGGUACCCAGAGUAGCCAUCGUAUUCACCGACGGACGGGCUCAGGAUGAUGUCUCUGAGUGGGCCAGUAAAGCCAAGGCCAAUGGCAUCACUAUGUAUGCUGUUGGGAUAGGAAAAGCCAUUGAGGAAGAACUACAGGAGAUUGCCUCUGAGCCUGCUGCCAAGCAUCUCUUCUACGCUGAAGACUUCAGCACAAUGGGCGAAAUAAGUGAAAAGCUGAAAGAAGGUGUCUGUGAAGCUCUAGAAGACUCUGGUGGAAGACAGGACUCAGCAGCAUGGGACCUGCCGCAGCAGGCCCACCAGCCAACAGUGCAACAUAGAUUCCUGUUUGAAGAAGACAAUCUUUCACGGUCUACACAAAAACUUUUCCACUCAACGAAAUCUUCAGGAAACCCUUUGGAAGAAAACCAGGACCAAUGCAAAUGUGAAAACCUUAUACUGUUCCAGAACCUUGCAAAUGAAGAAGUAAGAAAAUUAACCCAGCGCUUAGAAGAAAUGACUCAAAGAAUGGAAGCUUUGGAAAAUCGCCUAAAAUACAGAUGAAGACCAGAAGUGCUUUUAUGUAUAUUUGUACACCAUCAUAAAAAGGAUUUUGACAAAGGUAGUGGAGCCUCACACCAUAAGUAGACCUACAAGCUGUAAAGCAAAUUACAACAGUACAGAAGACACUGGACUGCUUGACUGCUGGAUGAGAAAAUGGAGACACUGAGGUGUCUAAUUUCAAUGAGGGUGGGGGAAGGAACCCUGAAUUCUGAGUUUACCAUGAGAAUAAAUAAGCUGUGCAGUGUCCCAUGAUGCACUGUGGACAUGAUUUCCUUCUGCUGCAACACUGAAAUUUCAUUUUCAGCAGAAAUGACUCCACAAAUUGCUAUUUUUUGUACUGGAAUUUACCUUGAUGUGUAUAUGGACAUGUGCGUAAGUCACAGAGACAAAUGUUCUGUAAUAAGUUGGAUUUCUACACAAUAUUAAAAUUCACCAUUCCUGAAAAUA